Messenger RNA from Phytophthora sojae, 1416 nucleotides. RefSeq lists its product as hypothetical. The record is from RefSeq and is a predicted model, not a curated record. Bases 1 to 1416 code for a protein of 471 amino acids. Lineage: Eukaryota; Oomycota; Peronosporomycetes; Peronosporales; Peronosporaceae. The transcript has a single exon.
AUGGGCAGGCCGCACGUGGGCAGCGCAGAGGGCGACGCUGAUCUUCCGAUCCAAGCUGCGCACUGGCUAGAAAGCUUCGCGGGCACGGCUGUGGAUGUGGCUCGCAACGGGCAAUGUGCCUUUCUUGCGCUAUAUGCUACUAUGUCAAACCACGCGCGCCCAUGCCUCACGUCAACGGCGGCAGACACCCGACAGGCCUCCGAGAUCAAAAAGGGCGUCUACACGCUAAUGAUGGCCAACCUCCGCUAUGACGUGGAGCUCGGCUUACUCGACCCGCUACUGGAAGCCCAUCGUGCUUUCCCCAACCAACCUUUGCAUGUGAACAGAGAUGCCGCAACGGCUUCGCUAUUUGCUCAUUACGCUCAAGAGAGAACUCGCGCUACCAACGUGCAGGUUCCCAAGAGCUUCUGGGCUGGGCCGCACGAAUUGAGGGCUAUGGCGCAAUAUCUGCGGGAACCGCUUUUGGUGCUCAGAAUGAACAAGUCCGGUGAUGCGCAGCUGCAGCGCUACAUGUACAAGGAUUUCCGACUGAAGAACGGCGAUGACCAUGAGACUGGCUACUGUGAGGCGCUAACUGACCGGCAAGCUCGUGACUAUCUCUUCGAAUGCUGGAGUCUCCAUGUAUUGCCACGUUUCCUUAUUUUACGCGAGGAUGAACACCACUUCAACGGCGUGGCGCAUGGUGAGCUGUUCGUCAAAUGGAGGGCUGAAGGAGAUCGAGAGUAUACUGCGAUGGUGUCUGACACAUACGCCUGGAAAGCUACGGUCACCUCGAUCCUUCCUGGAGAGGAUGCCCCCCUCGAAUCGCUAAACAAACUGAGCAACACACCGAGUGUAAACAACGUUAUCAUCAAACGAGUGACUCUCCGGGAUCGGCUUGAUAUCGUUCAUGCCCGCAUGGGGCGGCCGACGCUCGAGCAGGAGGGCUAUGACGAUGAAAAGGAGCUUGACUUGCUUCUUGUUCAGGAGGAAUGCAUGCUUCAGGAGACCUAUGGAAUUGAUGGCUAUGCGAGUGGGUCGCAGGAUAGCGAUGAGGAUACGCCAUCUGAGGUCGCCACCCCCAAUCAGUAUCCUCGUGUGUCGAGCGGAGAGAUUUCGGAGGAUUUAUAUUUCCGUAUUCUGCAGGCCGAGAACCCAACUUCUGUCCCGAAGGAUGAUCUACCUCUGUACGAACUUAUUCACGCGGCUAAUCGCGAAGCUUUCACGCGCUGGUGCACGCUUUAUCAGAAAGCGCUCAACCUCCCGACCAUUGGACGAAGAAGUACGGCUCGCAGUAUUGCCCAAGAGCUACUGAAACACCCUCCUACCUUGCGGCAUUUGUUCGCGUUUCUACCCUAUCCGGAAUUGGAGGCCAAGGUUUGGACCACCGACGAUCUCACAGCGUGGGGAGCUUAUGAGGCAUAUCUUUUUUUUUAA